Microplitis demolitor is the source of this 486-nucleotide messenger RNA. Its product is annotated as snaclec 27-like. Bases 1 to 486 code for a protein of 161 amino acids. The record is from RefSeq and is a predicted model, not a curated record. The transcript has 3 exons. NCBI's taxonomy places the organism in Eukaryota, Metazoa, Arthropoda, Insecta, Hymenoptera, Braconidae.
AUGAGCAAAACACAAAGUCUCGAUUGGACUGACAGUGCAUCCGAUCAACCUAGAUUUGAAGCACCUCCAGGCUACAAACCCUGGAGCACUAAUUUAUACAAAGCUUACAGUACUGCGAAGAAUUGGAACAAUGCACAACAGACAUGCCAAGAAGAUAACGGAAGGUUGGCUGUUAUAAAUUCAGCUGAAGAAGCUCAAUUCGUUCGUCAGUUACUGAUCGACAACGUUCCAUUCAUCAGAUCUAUUUAUCCCCGUGGCUGGGUGGGUUUCAGAGAUUUUAAUGGCAACGCUAAUUGGCAAACACUUACUGGACAAAAUUUAAACCAAGCUGGCUACAAUAAGUGGUGGAGAAAUAGCGAUCGAGAUGAGAAAAAUAAAUGUGGAGUUAUCAAAACUUGCGGAAGAUUUUCGGCUGUGUCUUGUGAUGAGUCAAUUGCUUUCAUUUGUGACAUUGAACCAUUACUAACAAACAUUCAUGUGGAAUGA